Messenger RNA from Cryptomeria japonica (Japanese cedar), 465 nucleotides. Its product is annotated as calmodulin-like protein 2. Lineage: Eukaryota; Viridiplantae; Streptophyta; Pinopsida; Cupressales; Cupressaceae. The record is from RefSeq and is a predicted model, not a curated record. Gene Ontology annotation, molecular function: calcium ion binding. The transcript has a single exon. Bases 1 to 465 code for a protein of 154 amino acids.
AUGGUCGAUCUGGAUGAAAUUCGUAGAGUGCAUGAGAUAUUAGAUGAAAAUUGUGACGGAGUGGUGAGCGUGGGUGAACUGUGUGGAUUCGUCAACAGGGUUGGAAUAACAAUGUCAGAAGAUGAUGUGAGAUCUAUACUGAACAAACAUCUUCAACAGGAUUGUUGUUCCCUGCGAUUUGAGGAAUUUGUUGAGUUUUAUCAAUCCAUCUUCAAUCAUCAAGAUAAUGAAGAAAAAGGCGAGUCCGACGAUUUGAUGGAGGCGUUCAGAGUUUUUGAUCAAAACAAAGAUGGGUACAUUUCUUCUAACGAGCUUCAGAACGUGUUGUCCACAAUGGGAUUGAUUCCACAGGGACAAGAUGCGCAAAACUGUGAGAAAAUGAUAUGCAGAUUUGAUUCAGAUUGUAAUGGAGUGUUGGAUUUCUCUGAAUUCAAAUGUAUGAUGUCCUCUAAGGUUUCUCCUUAA